Molecule: messenger RNA, 642 nt
Organism: Diaporthe amygdali
Lineage: Eukaryota; Fungi; Ascomycota; Sordariomycetes; Diaporthales; Diaporthaceae
Product: HIT domain-containing protein
Exons: 1
Coding region: 1-642 (213 amino acids)
Biological process (GO): nucleotide metabolic process
Molecular function (GO): catalytic activity
Source: RefSeq, a predicted model, not a curated record
AUGGCGCCUCAUGUGCCAAACACAGCUUUCGACAGACCUGGGCCUUCGAAUCCAGCAUCGACACCAGCGGUAGACGAAGACAGCGCUGCCAAUUGCCCGUUCUGUCGCAUAGCAGCUCUCUACAAGCCCUACGACCCGACCGCGCCCCCGGCAGCCGACUCGUCCAUCCUCUCCACCACCAAGGCAGACCCAAAUCCCGAGACCUACGUCCUGCUCUCGACGCCACACGUGAUCGCGUUUCUCGACAUUAUGCCCCUAUCCCGAGGCCACCUGCUGCUAUGCCCCCGCAGGCACUCCCCGAAGCUCACCGGCACCACGCCCCACGAGGCCCGCGAGCUGGGCUACUACCUCCGCGUUCUCUCCGCGGCCCUGAGCAGGGCCACUGGCGUGGACGACUGGAACGUCGUGCAGAACAACGGCGCCGCCGCCGCGCAGGUGGUUCCACACAUGCACUACCAUAUUAUCCCGCGGCCCGAGAUCAGGGCGCAGGGCCGCUGGAGUGAGAAGUUCACCAUGUUUGGCCGCGGCCAGAGGAGCGACCUUGACGCCGAGGACGGCGAGCAGCUCGCGGACAGUGUCAGGGCAGAGGUGGCGAGGGUCUUGAGGGAAGAAGUCCAGUCGGCAGUGAAAGAGAAGCUUUGA